AAACCCCUCUCCCUCUUUACCGUUUUCUUGUUACAUAAGAUCCCUUCUCUCUUGAGCACCUUUUUGGAUCUGCUGCGCCGCCUCCCCCGCCCCGCGUGUCCAGAUCUGCUGGCCUCCGCCACCGCAGAUCAAGGCCCACGUCCUCUCCUUCUACGCGUCUCCUGGGGUCUCCUCCUUUCAAACCCCACUUCUUACUUCCGUCGCGACCCAUCGCAACUCUGUUUUGUUCUUACUUCAAAACUCAGAUCUGCGUUUGAUUUGGCAAUGGCGAAGGCGGUGAGGUUGUGUCUCUCUGUUGUUUUGGCGUUGCUGUUGGUAUCUUUUGCCGCGGCGGUAGAUCCACCGGAGACAUCACCGAGUCCGGCUCCAGAACCCGGCGCCGCCCUGAAUUCUCCCCUGCCUCCGUCGCCGGGCGUUUCGCCGCCGGCGAAAUCACCGGCGAGCCCUUCGCCUUUGCCAGAAUUUAGUUCGCCGCCGGCUCCGUCGAAGCCAGAUCUCCCUCCUGUUGCUUCGCCAACGCCUUCACCGACUCCGGCGCCUGCUCCGGCACCGGCCAAAGAAAGCGAGAUCAACCACGCUAGUAACGAUCUGAAAGGAGAUGAGUCGACGGAAUCAUAUAGUGGACUGAGCGGCGGGCAGAAGGCGGGGAUCGCGAUCGGCGCACUCGCCGGGGCUUGUCUCGUCGGCAUGGGAGCCCUUGUCUACAAGAAGCGGCAGCAGAACAUCCGCCGAACUCAGUACGGGUACGCCGCUAGGAGAGAGAUUCUGUAAAUCUAAGGCAAAGUGUUCUCAUAAACAGAACUUUCUAUAGACCUCCCCGUAAAAAGUUCAGUGGUGAUGAUGAUGAUGAUUAUUUGUUCGAUUCUUUUGGCUUUGGUAAGCAUAAUUAUUCAACUAGUUUCAUAGUGAUGUUGCAGACAUUCAGUCGAUUAUUUUAUAAUUUAUUAUUAUAUUUUGUAUCCCA
Messenger RNA from Malania oleifera, 964 nucleotides. Its product is annotated as alpha carbonic anhydrase 8-like. Lineage: Eukaryota; Viridiplantae; Streptophyta; Magnoliopsida; Santalales; Ximeniaceae. The record is from RefSeq and is a predicted model, not a curated record. The transcript has a single exon. The coding region runs from base 265 to 771 and encodes 168 amino acids.